GUCCACUCCCCAUGAGCAGGAUAUCUUUCAGAUCCAAAGAGCUCGAGAAUCAGAUAUCUCGGCGAAAGGCUUUCCUUGGCCCAUCUUUGUCUACACAUUAUCACAACCCCAUCCUAGUGGAAAGAGGUAGAGGAACGUUCCUGAUUGAUUUCAGAGAUCAGGCAUUCUUGGAUUUUGUCAACAAUCCUGCGAGCCUCGGACAUUGUCACCCCCAUGUUGUGAGAGCAGCGGCCGAGCAGCUGGCGCAACUCAACACCAACACAAGAUACGUGUAUGCAGAGCUCACAGAUUACGCUGAGCAAUUGACGAGACUCUUCCCGGAGAAACUUCAUGUUUGCUUCUUCGUCAACUCAGGCUCAGAAGCGAAUGACCUUGCAUUGAGGAUCGCAAGGGCCCAUACCAAAGCUCAAGAUUUCAUCGUUAUGGAAGGAGCAUACCACGGACAUACAGAAGAAUUAAUCAAGAUUUCACCGUACAAAUUUGAUGGGAAAGGAGGGUUCCCACAGCCUGCUAAUGUUUGGAAAGUUCCAGUACCUGACAUGUUCCGCGGAGAUCAUCGCAGUGAUUCAAACCCAGCAAGAAGUUAUGCUCUGCAUGUGAAGACAGCUCUCGACAAGAUGAAAACUUCGGGCAAGAGACCAGCCGCCUUCAUAUGCGAGGGCAUGCUCAGCACUGCCGGCUACCAUCCUCUCCCUCCUCGCUACCUCAAGCAGGUUUACGAGCUCGUGCGCGAGGAGGGAGGAGUCUGCAUAAGUGACGAGGUCCAGAGUGGGUUCGGGCGAGCGGGGGAAGGGAAGAUGUGGGGGUUUGAGUUGGGCGAUGCUGUUCCUGACAUCGUCACGUUGGGAAAGCCGAUGGGAAAUGGCUUCCCUCUGGCCGCAGUCGUCACGACGAAAGAGCUAGCAGCAUCGUUCGCUAACGGCAUGGAAUAUUUCAACACCUUCGGAGGAAGCACUGCAGCGAUGAGAGUGGGUCAAGCAGUGCUGGAGAUCAGGCGUAAGAGGGACCGAGAGGAAGAGAGGAGGAGGGCAGUGGGGCGACAUCUCAAGAAGGAGCUGAACAAGCUGAGGGAUCGACAUGAAUGUAUUGGUGACGUACGAGGCUCAGGUCUCUUUCUCGGCCUUGAAUUCGUUCGCGACAAGUCAUCCUGCUUGCCUGCUCCUGGCCUGACAACAUAUGUAGUGGAAGCGAGCAGAUGUAGAGGUCUUCUCCUCGGCUCCGACGGCAUUCACAACAACGUGCUCAAGAUCAAACCUCCUCUCUGCUUAUCAAGGUUUCCCUGUCUCCUUCUCCUCCUCCUUCUCCUGCCCUUGCCCCUGCUCCUUCUCCUGCUCCUGCGCCUGCGCCUGCGCCUGCCCCUGCUCCCCCUGCUCCACAGUGUCUUCCUCAACAACCCCCUUGACGUUCAUCUUCAUCAUUUCGUCUCUUCCCCUCGCCAUCCUACUCCUCACUUCCCUCCCUUGAGGAAGAGAGCAAGCGGACUUGAUGGUCACCGUCUUGGACGAAGUGCUCUCUAG
Messenger RNA from Guillardia theta CCMP2712, 1517 nucleotides. RefSeq lists its product as hypothetical. Bases 12 to 1517 code for a protein of 501 amino acids. Gene Ontology annotation, cellular component: mitochondrion. The record is from RefSeq and is a predicted model, not a curated record. Gene Ontology annotation, molecular function: transaminase activity; pyridoxal phosphate binding. NCBI's taxonomy places the organism in Eukaryota, Cryptophyceae, Pyrenomonadales, Geminigeraceae. The transcript is spliced from 20 exons.